AUGAGCACCGGGAAAGAGAGUCUCUCUCUGCAGGAUCCAGAGAAGGUGGCCAAGGCUGGUGAUGUCGAACCGGCCAGUUUGGGCGAGCAUUUGCGUGGGCGCCAAUUCAGCGUCGAUGCCCACGAUGUAGCCAUUAUCGAAACCGAUCAAGGCAAACUGCACCGGAAUCUGCAAGGGAGGCAUAUGCAAAUGAUUGCCAUCGGCGGCGCUAUUGGCGCAGGUCUCUUCAUCGGAAGUGGUGGUGCUUUUCAGACUGGAGGUCCUGGCGCCGUACUGAUCGGUUUCAUGAUCAUCGGUGGUAUGAUAUACCUCAUGAUGCAAGCGCUGGCCGAACUGGCUGUCAUGUACCCCAUCAAUGGAGCAUUUACCAUGUACAUCUGCAGAUUCAUUGACCCUUCGUGGGGAUUUGCCUGUGGAUGGGAGUACGGCAUUGGUUGGCUCACUGUGCUUCCUUUUGAAAUUUCGGCAGCUUGCAAUAUCAUACACUAUUGGACAGCUGUAGAGAACGUCAACGACUGCGCUUGGAUCAUACCACUGCUGUUCCUCCUUACCGUCAUCCAGUACUUUGGAGUACGAGGCUAUGGAGAGGUCGAGUUUGUCCUCAGCGCAAUGAAAGUCAUUGCCUGCAUUGGAUUUAUGAUAUUGGGAAUCAUCAUCGACUGUGGCGGUGUACCAACCGAUCAUAGAGGCUACAUCGGGGCCAGAUACUGGCAUCACCCAUACUCUGCAUUCCUCAAUGGCUUCCAUGGAUUCUGUACCGUCUUUGUCACAGCCUCGUUUGCCUUUGGCGGAACCGAACUCACUGGACUAGCUGCUGCCGAGACUCGGGACCCUAGGAGGGAAAUUCCCAAGGCUUCGAGGCAGGUUGUCUGGCGCAUUUGCAUCUUCUACAUCAUCAAUCUCUUCCUUGUUGGCCUGAUUGUCCCUGCAAACAGUCCGCUCUACAGCGGUGAGGGAGCCGAAAGUCGGCACUCACCGUUUGUGAUUGCUAUCCAACUUGCAGGCAUCAAAGCACUCCCGUCCAUCUUCAACGCCAUGAUUUUGAUUUCUGUGAUGAGCGUUGCCAACUCGUGCACGUUUGCCUCGACCCGAACCUUUCAAGCGCUGGCUCAACAUGGUAUGGGCCCAAAGUUAUUCGCCUACGUCGAUAAGAAGGGACGUCCCCUUGUCGUCACCAUCCUUCAACUGCUUUUCGGAUGUUUGGCGUUCCUCAAUCUGGAUAAGACCGGAGGAGGCAACGUCUUCAACUGGCUCCUAGCCCUGUCCGGUCUCUCUUCGUUCUUCAUUUUCGGCAGCAUCGCGGUAGCCCACAUCCGCUUCCGGGCCGCAUGGAAAUACAACGGCCACAGCGUCGAGGAACUCCCCUUCAAAGCCGCGUUCGGCAUCUACGGCUCUUACGUCUGCGCCAUCAUGAACUUCGUCUGCUUGGCCGCCCAGUUCUACGUCGCCCUCUACCCGGUCGGCGGGCCCUAUCUGAACGCCAACCUCUUCUUCCAAGCCUACCUUGCAGGCCCGUUCCUCCUUUUCCUGUACGUCCUCUGGAAGGGCUAUUCCUGGUUCAAGGUCAAGGAACACCGUCCGUUGUACGUCAAGAUCAAGGAUAUCGACAUCUACACGGGUAUGCGCGAGGGACAGGCCGAGCUCAUCAGUGGGCCGGGAGUCACGGAGGAACAGCGGAGGGAAAGCAUCGUCGAGAUUCAGGCGGAGCAGAAGAAGGGCGUCAUGGAUUGGACAAAGGCUGCCGUCAGAGCUGUAUUCUGA
Cladophialophora psammophila CBS 110553 is the source of this 1761-nucleotide messenger RNA. RefSeq lists its product as uncharacterized. The record is from RefSeq and is a predicted model, not a curated record. Lineage: Eukaryota; Fungi; Ascomycota; Eurotiomycetes; Chaetothyriales; Herpotrichiellaceae. The transcript is spliced from 9 exons. Gene Ontology annotation, molecular function: amino acid transmembrane transporter activity. Gene Ontology annotation, biological process: amino acid transmembrane transport. Bases 1 to 1761 code for a protein of 586 amino acids. Gene Ontology annotation, cellular component: membrane.